Molecule: messenger RNA, 1161 nt
Organism: Caenorhabditis remanei
Lineage: Eukaryota; Metazoa; Nematoda; Chromadorea; Rhabditida; Rhabditidae
Exons: 5
Coding region: 1-1161 (386 amino acids)
Molecular function (GO): protein binding
Source: RefSeq, a predicted model, not a curated record
AUGGAUGCUCAAAUCGAUCCAAACCACGUAAUCGAGGCUCUACAGUACCGAUUGGAUGAUAUCAGAGAGAAUUUCUCAAAGUUGUUCAGUUUCGAUAUUGAUGACCCAUUGGCUGAAUUGCCCGAUGAAGAUCUUCCAGUUUUCUUUAGCGGACUACGAGAAGCAAGAGAACUUCAAAAUGGAAUUCGGCAAUUGAUGAUAAUUAUUGCUUCUGACGCAAAAGUUGUCGAUUUGACACGUCAUCGUCUGAAGGAAAUCGGAGAUUACUCGUGGCUUACACACGUUGAACAAUUCUAUCUUCGUUGGAAUUUGAUUAAGAAAAUCGAGAAUCUGGACUGUUUGACCACGUUGACUCAUCUUGAGUUUUACGAUAAUCAAAUUGCAAAAGUUGAGAAUCUGGAUGCUCUUGUUAACUUGGAGGUUCUCGAUUUAUCAUUCAACCGAAUCAUGAAAAUCGAAAAUCUCGAGAAGUUGACGAAACUGAAAACUCUGUAUUUCGUUCACAACAAGAUCACGAAAAUUGAGGGAUUGGAUAUGUUGACUGAGUUGGAAUAUCUGGAAUUGGGUGAUAAUCGGAUCACGAAAAUUGAGAAUCUGGACAACAACCUGAAACUUGAUAGACUCUUCCUCGGUGCCAAUCAGAUUCGUAACAUUGAGAAUUUGGAACAUUUGAAGAAUCUCACAGUUCUCAGUCUUCCUGCUAAUGCUAUCACUGUCGUUGAUAACGUGGCUGGAUUGACAAAGUUGAAGGAGAUCUAUCUUGCUCAAAAUGGAAUCAAGUAUUUCUUUGGACUUGAUGAGAACCUUCCACUUGAAAUUCUUGAUUUGAAUCAGAAUCGUCUCGAGAAAGUUGAGAAUAUUCAUCAAUUGUCUACUCUUACUGACUUCUGGGCGAGAGGAAAUAAGCUUUCCGACUGGAACAUUCUUGAUGAACUCAUUCGUCUUCCACAACUCAGUUGCGUCUAUUUGGAUAACAAUCCGAUCGCUGAUUCUGAUACUUAUCGCGGAAAAGUUGUCCGUUUCCUUCCACAGAUUCAUCGUCUCGACGGAACUCAGUGUCGUGAGAAAUCAAUUCUUCGUCCUCCGAAAAUUGAGAAGACAGCAGUUGAGACGGCUGCUGUUGAGUUCGAACACCCUACUGAAGAGUCGCAAGUUGUUUGA